UGGCGGAGAUGCAUCGAGUUCUAAUGAGCGUGAGAGCGAGCCUCCCCCUCUCCAAUUCAAAGCGAAAACAGGCCGACGGGAUUCCAGUGGUUCGGGAAAAACAAGACUGGAUACAAACAUAAAGACUCCUCCGUGUGCCGAGAGUCCGGUGUGGGAUAGUUUUGGGCUACCAGAUGUGUGGAGGACCGGUCAACGUACUCAAAGUUACCCCAAAAACUUGCUCGCUAACACGGAGGCAAAAGCUAAAAGGACACAUCAGUCCUUGCCAGUGUCCCAUCUACUUAUCCUCCAUCUUCAUGAAAAUGAAUCAGUUGGUGCCAAUGCAGAUGUCAGUCACACGCAGUUAAAUGUUAGUACUACUCGAGCAGGUAUUGCUCGGCUGGCCGAAGAGGAAAAAGAAGAAAGUGGCUGCUCAAGGUGUUGGAAGAUGUCUCUCUGGAUGAUACUGCCUGUCAGCCUCCCAGUCCUGACUAUCACUGGGAUAUGGGUUGUGUACGCCAUGGCCCUGUACAAUCAACACGUCUGCCCUGUUGAUAACUGGUUGUACAACCAGUCAUGUGAAGAGGAUCUAUAUUUGCAGAGUGGGCCAACCUUGUGCUGCACACUAGAAAAUGUACCUCUCAUCAGUAAAUGUGGGACUCUUCCCCCUGAGAGCUGCUUCUUCAGCCUUAUCUGCAGCACAGGCUCAUUCAUGGUUACGGUGAUUGUGCUGCUCCGCUAUGCCCAUGUCAUUGAGAAACACCAAAAUUGUGUUCUCAACACGGCGAGUCUCUCCACAGGCUGGAUCUGUGCUGCUGGACUCAUCAUGGUGGGCAACUUUCAGGUGGAUAAUUCCAAAGUUCUCCACUAUGUCGGAGCAGGCAUCGCCUUCCCCACCAGUAUGCUGUUUGUGUGCCUGCAGUCAGCACUGACUUACCGACUCUCCAAGACCCAGGGGGAGUACAACGUGGCCCACCUCCGGCUCUGCAUGACCCUGCUGGCCUUCGUAGCCUUGGUGCUCAGUGGUGUGUUUUUCUGUCAAGAGAGCUUCGCCCUCCAACACGCAUCAGCCAUCUUCGAAUGGGUGUUCUGCGUCGUCAUCAUGCUGUUUUAUGGGACAUUUGCCUUUGAGUUUGGCGGCAUGUCAUCGGAUACCAUGGUGGUGCUGGCUAGAGGGUGCCUAGGACCUGCUGGGAGAGAGCACAAGGUGGACUCACUGGGAGGGCCCAUGCCACACUCACAGCCGCAUCCACACCAACCUGAAAACAUGUCCAUGCUCUAGACUGCUGGCUCAUCUUGGCUACACAGUUGGCUUGUUUAGUCCUUUCAGACUCUAGUUGUCAAAAGAGUUUAUCAUUUCCAUCCACAUUCGUCUGAAGCUUGGAAACGAACCAGGCCGGUGCAGUCGACGCUCAUGGCAGAGUGGAUUCUACGAUUUCAACCUUGGGUGUAGACCUGCUGCCACAGUGGAGAGUUAAGCUAUUGUGCUCACAUCAGAGCUCAGUGUCUCUAAAGAACCUUGUAUGUAUUUUGCACAUUGCACAAGUGUGAAACCAAAUUUUUUUUUAUCCCAACUCAGUCCUGUGACCAGCAGAGGAGUACUUUGUCAAUCAGAUCAAGAAAUGUACUGCCCCCCUGAGAUCCUGUAACGUGUCUUAAUAAGUGGCCUUGGACCAUUUCCCCUUGAGGUGACUGCCAUGAUGCUUUCAAUAUAUGUAAAGAGGUCAAGGCUGCUGGACGGCCACGCUGACAGUAUUAAGACAGAGAAAAGCAGAGAGAGAGAGAGAGAGAGGGAGAGACAUGAUGAGUGCUACAGUGGGAGUGAGGUCAUGCUUAUUUUCUCACAGGAGAAUGGAUGAAUGCAAUAAAUUGAAAGAAAAGGUGUCAAUUUCAGAGUAUAUAAAUGUUUAAGUCAAUCCUGGAGAUGGAACAGGGCAGCGCUCUGCAUUUUGUAAUCAUUCAAACCUGCUUUUAAGCAUUCUUUUUUUCUAUUAACAAAUCAAAUAAUGAAUGAAAAAUAAUUCUUCAUAGUACUGAACCCCUGAGAAUGAUCACUCUACUCUACAUGGAUAGUAGCUGCUUUUAGCAGAUUUUAGUUAUUCAGCCUGCAUAUUCAGUCAAGCGGACUGUAAGCUACUUUCUAGCUAAAGUUAAGAGUGGAUUGGUGACAAUUUGGCAAGCUGGAGACAGAUAUUUUUUUUUUCUCAGGAGUUGGUUAACCAAGGCUAAAAGGAAAGUGAAUAUUGGACUCAUAUUUAUCAGGUGACCAUGAGGAUAAUAAUGUUGCUCUGUGUCUGCUGGAUGUGCAUGUAGGCAUAGACCUGUGCCCCAAACAAUUUAUGUCAGUUUGGGUUUUUGGUAAAGAAAUUGCUUAAUGCAGCGAUUUAACAAAAAACAAAAUCACACUAUAAACUUUUUGGGGAUAAGAAACUCCACAUAUUAAAUUCUAAAAAAAAUUUUUGUAAGUAUCCAUAGGACCCACACCUAGCACACCUUGUCUUUUUGUUGCUUUGGGUGGUGUGCCACAUCAUUAUUUGAACUGCAUACAGAACAAACCAUAGACCUGGUGCCUCAUUAAGUCCCACCUUUUAUGACUUGUUGUCUUUCUACUUGGAAAAAUACACUAGAUUGACCUUAAACCUCAAAAAUGAUUCAACUUCCUCUCUGGAGAGUUCUACCAAAGGAUAUGAAAGAGAGAUGAUGGUGUCCAGAGGCCAAAUGCUUACCAGCUAAUUCAAGCCAGAGCACUGGGGUUUAUUGAGUUUAGUGAUGAGGCAUCACACGUGUUUUCAGGUCCUAUGGACGCAGAUCUGCAUCUCAUUACUCCCCAACAAGGAGGAGCAGAUCAUGUUGUCAUUGCUUUGCCGCCUUACUCUAUCUUUGAACUCUCCAUAGUUAGAUUUUCUUUUUUUCAUCAUGUCUAACUGAUGUAGCGGGACAAAGGGAAAAGGAAGGAUUUGUUAUGUAAGACAUAACUGAGUUGCACUGUUCUGCCGAUGUGUUACAGGAAAAAGCAGGAUACACCAAAUAUCAGUUUGCCUGUGGCAUCGGUGCUAAAAGACACGAGGCCUCUUUCCUGACAUUUUCCCCUGAGUUUUGCUGUGGUAAUGAUAAUGAUUAAUGAAAGCAUUAAGAUGGAGACGUAGGAUGAAUCCCAGCGUCAGUGACUGCUAAUAGUGGAGGAGCAGGGACAGAAGGUUGCAUGCACACCUGUGAGUGCCAGGAAUACCAAAGCGGAAAUUUGUCACUACCAUUUUGUUUACAUUGUCUUUGGGGAAAAAAAAAAAAAAAAAAAAAAAAUGCUCCCUGAUCAUAUCUACACUGACUUGCUGUCUUAUCAGUGUCGUUUUUAUUUUACUUUAACCUCAUUGUUUUUUGUUCUCUGUGCUUUUGUAGACCUUUCCUAACAUUCUGUGCUGUGUUGUAUACAGAGUUGUGCCAGAAUUACUGUUUGUAUUUUUUGGUAAUGUUCAACAUCUCGGUGUAAUAUUACCACACUCUGAGCUCUCUGUGGGGGGAAAAAACUGAGCAAGAAGAGGGUUAACAGUCAUGUACGUGUUAAUACAGUGGAAACAUCACUCCCUCUUACCACAACUGGCCACAUGCUGGGUUUUACGAUCAGUUACAGAAGACUGAAGUGGAGUAGCUUGUGCUCACGGCUCUGUGGAAUGAGCUGAAUGGUCGAAACGGCAGUAGACACAGCUCUGAUCCAAUGCUUCUCCCUGCUGGUCAAACUGCUUAUUGCAUGUGCGUUAGCUGGAAUCAGAGCUGUAAUGCUGUCGCCCAGGUCACGGGAAGACUUUUUUUUUUUCUAUCAAAACAUUUUUGUAUCCACACUGGAGAAUAUUCCCUCAUCUCCAGGUUCAGAUUUAAAACUGCUUUAGUUUUACUGCUAAAUUUACAAAGAAGGUUGAGCAAAGUCCCGAAGAGCACUUGACCUCUUACCGGUGCUUCUGGAUUUAGUUCAGCAGUGAUCUUCAGAGUUUUCUCCCUGGCAUCACUUUUAAGUAGAACUUGGCCUUGUGACCAUCCAGUACUUAUACAAGAUGCAUUCUUCUAACAAAUAUCAGUAACCAUUUGAUGCAUUUUAAGUGUUAAGCUAAAUGGUGGUGCUGCCCCUGCUGCUCUAGCAAGACACAUUUUGUCGUUACACAUUUACCAAAAGUUUGUAAUUGUAUGCAUUAUGUGCCUGUUUCCAGUUGAAUGUUACAAAAAUGUCUUUUGAACCAUUUUCUCAUUGUCAGAUUCACGUUUUGCAAUGUCUGUUAAGCGUCCUUCUCAUCAUUUCAUAUCAACUUCUCUACUUUCUGUCCUUUUUUUCCACAUUUACUGAUCUGUCUGACCUUUGCACUCAGGAAAAUGUUACGACACCAGCAGCAUUGUUUGAUUUAAAGCAGGAUUAACUCUGCUUGCCUCUGCCUUCUGUUGUCUUUGUUUCCAUGGCAUUUGUUUUGUUUAUGAUGUUUUGUUAAUAUGUUUUGCGAAAUAUAGGUGGUUAGCCAUGAUAUAAUAGAUUAUUUUUGUUAAUCAAGACUCUAUAAAGCUUAAAAAUAAACAUUCCUGUAUAGUAAGCUUGACAGAAUACUAAUGCUGCUCGCGCCAACAUGGUUAAAUAUCUGCAAGAAUCUCACUCAUGCAAUCAGUAAAUGAUUGGUCAAAGCAUUCUGUCAAACUAGCAGCUGUUUCUCAAUACUUCUCUGUUGAAAUGCAAAAUGCUCCCUAUGUGCCUUAUAUAUUAUUUUGAUAAUGAAAACCAAAGAGGUUUAGGUUGUAAAUCAAUUUUGAUAAAAAGUUAUAUGAUUGUGUGAGUGUGCGUGUGUGUAUAUAUAUUACAUAUUAUAUAUAUAUAUAUAUAUAUAUAUACGCUGUUGAAUA
Messenger RNA from Anoplopoma fimbria (sablefish), 4854 nucleotides. Its product is annotated as Transmembrane protein 150A-like. The transcript has 8 exons. The record is from RefSeq and is a predicted model, not a curated record. Bases 428 to 1261 code for a protein of 277 amino acids. NCBI's taxonomy places the organism in Eukaryota, Metazoa, Chordata, Actinopteri, Perciformes, Anoplopomatidae.